AUGUCCGAUCAAUAUCGUACAGGAGGAAGCCGUAUUCGAGUAAAUGAGAUGGCUAUAGUUGGUGCUUUUUAUUCGCACACGACUAACGAGCCGCCACUGAUCACUAUCCACGACUCCUCCAACAAGCCGCGCCGCGAGUCUCCAACCUGGAGCUCUCGCCACGCUCUCCAGCCACACAUCAAAGCCUCCAACACAUCAUCGCCUGGUGAUGCUGCCUCGACGACGAAAAAGGGCAUCUCGUGGCGACCGAGACUCCUCUCGCGACGCCCGCUCCCUCACAGCUCCAGGUCGCGGCAGCCUCGUCCGCCCCAGAAGCACCGCCGACAGCCACCAUCUGCCGACGCCGCCUUUGCCCUCGCCGCCGAGAUCUCCCGGGCCAAGUCGCUCAAGAGGUCCCGUGAGGAGACCCCGCCAUCGCCGGAUUCCGUAGAAUCCUCUUCUCCUGGCGAUCUGUCCCCUUCGAAAAUCGCCCGCUUGGUCGGCUUCGCUAGGUCACCUCCGCCCUCUCUAAAUGGUACCGCCGACCACGAUGAGGAGAGACGCCGACGAGAUGAGGAGCACCACGCCGAAUCCGUGGCGGCAUCUGAAAACCUGACCCAUAGCCCUCUGGCCGACCUCAUGUCCGGAGCGCCGUCGGGGCUGGCCCGACCACCCGACGCGCCAAGCGCUCCGUCAAUGUCGAGUCUGGAUGCCGCCGCCGAUGCUGCUGCUAGGGCACUGAGCGCCGUUACUAUCCCAGCACCAAGUGCAGUUCCUAAUGAGCUCAAGGAUGUCAACCAGCCAAGCGCACCGAGCGCCUCAAGCCUUGCCAACCCGUCAGGCGACGUGGUCAACAGUCCUGUGCCCAUGGACGUUGACUCCCGCGAGGAUCAGCGGCUUUAUGCGCCACAGCCUGAUGCGCAGAUGGAACCUCAAGACAAACCUCCAUCAUCACUGUCUUAUCCCGGAGUCCUUCCGCACGGCGCUCCUAUGUCAGCGCCGGCCCCUCCUUCUCGAGGAAUGAGUAUGCCGAUACCGAAUGCUCAGGGUGCGGAUGUGACGCCCCGGUCACCAGGCUCAUCAAAGAAGCACAAGUGCCCCUACUGUUCCACCGAGUUCACCAGACACCACAACCUCAAAAGCCAUCUGCUCACGCAUAGCCAAGAAAAGCCCUAUGUUUGUUCUACGUGCCAGAUGAGGUUCCGAAGAUUACACGAUCUCAAGCGCCACAGCAAACUGCACACAGGCGAGAAGCCGCACAUAUGCCCCAAGUGUGAUAGGAAGUUUGCCCGUGGGGAUGCGUUAGCGAGACACAGUAAAGGCGCUGGUGGUUGUGCCGGUCGCAGGCCCAGUAUGGGAAACUUCGAAGAUGGGGAUUACGAUGGUGUGAACCCGACCGGAGCUGAUGAGUCGGGGCUGUCGAAUGUUAUGUAUGAGGGUGCUGCUGAGGGUGAACUUGCUGCGGCGGAGGAGGAACGCCGUCGUCUAAGUUUGCCGGCCAUCAAAGCCCAGCAUGUACCGGGCCAAACAGCCCCUGAAGGUUAUGCUGCUCACUCGAGCACUUAUCCCCCAGCAGGCCCUCGACCGGGCGGUCUCUAUCCUCCAAACGUCGAUCGCGGGUCCGCUGGCCCGCCUGCUUCUCCGAGCGUGCCUAAUAACCACACUCCUCACACCAGUAUAUCGACCAUGCCCCUUAGCGCAGCUGGCACGACCAUGUAUUCGCAGACCGGGAUGACGGAGAGCCCUAAACCUCUAAGCCCGGGGGCAGCUCCGCCCACGGCUCUUAGUCACGAUGCCCUCGCACGUCAACGGCCACCAGCACCUCAGCAGCCCCAUUUCAGACCAGCGGAACAAGCUGCUUCCGGGUUAUCACUGCCAUCUCACGGUAUGUCACCAACAGUUGAAGAAGCCUGGCGCUCCCAAUACCCUCCUGCUGACCGAGAUCCGACCCAAGGCAACACUAGUGCGCCCACUUCUCCGGCAACCCAACAAACGGCAGCUCGUGGACGGAGUCGUGCUUCGGGCGGACCUCCUGGACCUAAUAGGUCCGGUGUGGUCGACGGCAACAACCUCUUUGCCGCUGGUGAGCAAGGUGUAUGGUCUUACGUACAGCACAUGGAGGACAAAUUCAAACACUUGCAGUCUAUGGUGGAGGCAACGAGCCAAACCAAUGCCGAGCUGACAGCUAAGCUCAACACACACGAGCAACAUAUUUCUGUUUUGAAUCAAAACACUACAGAGCUGGCGGCCAAGGUCAACGCGUCACGACGCUUCGGCAACAGCAACAGCAUCAGCAGCAUCAGCAACAACACCCACUUCACCAGCAUCAACAAGAACACCAUCUUCAGGAAAACCAGCAAGCAAACCAUCAAGUGCACCAACUCCAGCAUCAGCAGGAACACCAACCUGAGCACCCAUCUGAGCAUCAGCCUGUGCACCCGCCCGAGCCCCAGCCCCAGCCAGACCAUCAACCUGGGCAUCAGCCAGGGCAUCAGCCAGAGCACCAGCAAGAACAUCAGCAACAUCAACCAGAACAUCAGCAACAACAUGUCCCUACCGAGACCCAAGAACCCCCACCUGCAGCACAGCAAUAGGAACGCGAACUCGCUCCGGAGGUCGCUGCUUGGGCGAGUGAGGCAUGGAUUCAGCACAUGA
Molecule: messenger RNA, 2634 nt
Organism: Sordaria macrospora k-hell
Lineage: Eukaryota; Fungi; Ascomycota; Sordariomycetes; Sordariales; Sordariaceae
Source: RefSeq, a predicted model, not a curated record